AUGUUCACACUACAAUAUAUAUCUUCUAAUAUAGUCGCCAAGCCAUUUAUGGUUUUCGUAAUGCUAGCGUUAUUAUUUUCGGCUUGGUGUGGCAGCUAUUCAGAAGUGAUGAUGUAUUUAUGUGUAAUUGUUACGGUACAAGCUGAUCACUUCAAAAUGUUGACAAAUGAUACAAAUGAGACAAUUGAACAUUUUUUAGUUAGGAAUGUAAUUGAAAAGAGACCUUUUAAAUAUGCCGAUGAUUCGUUCUUAUAUGCCCAUAUUUGGCAAGGAAUAAUAUCUGAUAUCAACUUAUUAAUAAGGGCCAAAUAUAACAAUAAAUAUUAUCACUUGGGGAAGAUAGAAGUUGCAAAGGAUAGAUUUAUUGGUAUCAUGAAUAGCUUUUCACGUUCGCUUAGGACGAAAAACGACCCUUCAAUAGUAAACUUUACCAAUUGGGAAAAGACUUUAUUAAUAGCAAGAAAUAUAUACGACGAAGACUCGUGUAAUGAAAAGGUUUCUGACGAAAAGUAUUGA
Debaryomyces tyrocola is the source of this 516-nucleotide messenger RNA. The record is from the annotation of a GenBank genome assembly. Lineage: Eukaryota; Fungi; Ascomycota; Pichiomycetes; Serinales; Debaryomycetaceae.